AUGUACAUCAAACUUCAUUCUAUUGCCAUAACGUUUUCAUUACUUAUUCGAACUCUUCUCUCUCAAAGUGUGAUUUUACGGGAUGGGAUUAUCGGUACAACCACUCAGGAGUUAUCGAGCUUACUAACUGAGCCCCGUUCUCCUAAGCCUCAUAGCCGCUUACCGUCUUUAGGUGGAUGUCGUUGGUUUGGGCUAGCUCCUUUAUGUAUUGAUAGUUGUCCAGCAGGUUUUGAUUUUAUACGAUCACAUACUGGAAGAUGUGAAAAUGGUACUGCUUGUGUUCCUGAUCCUUCCUUCGGAGAGCCCUGUCUAAACUUUUUUGGUACCAAGCUCAGUAAAAAGUAUUGUUGUAGAAGCGAUCCAAUUGAUUGCUCGUGGUCAGGUAGAUGGACAGGAUCACACGAUGCCUUCAAUUUUUACUGCAGAUAUGAAGCAAACAUUGGGAAAUGUGGGCGACUGGAUUGUUCAGUUAACUCAGCUGUGUUCCAAUCUCAUAACUCAUCCUUAAUCACUGGAGAGAAUUGUGAUGAGCUAGAAAUGUGGAACUUACGCGGAAAAGCUUCCUGCAGCUACAUCGCUUGGUUUGAUGCCCCAGGAGAACUCAGGAAUAGCAUCGAAGCUACAAAUAUGGACAGUAAUCUUACACAAGUUGCUGAAGUUUUGCAAAGCACUGUAAGUACUGAUGUAAACGUUCGUCGUAGUGCCGAAGCCAAGAUCAACGAAUUCGAGAAAGAGUCACAAUUCGGUUUGAUCUUGAUCCGCUUGGUUAGUGAUCCCUCCAUUCCUGCAAUUGUGUCGACUGCCGCCUCCAUUACUUUGAAAAACUUUAUUAAAAAAAAUUGGAGUCCCACGCCAGAAAUUGAUAUCCCUUCUUCGGAAGAAGAAGUUAUCAGAAGUGCUAUCCUCAGUACUCUAUUCGAUAACAAUAACCUCUCGUCUACUCUUCAAAACCAACUAUCACAUGCUUUACAUUUGAUUGCACAGAGGGAUUUCCCUGCUAGGUGGCCAGACUUAGUUCCAACCCUAGCUUCUCUUCUUGGAUCGGAUAACCCCGAAAAGUUGAUAACAGUUCUUUCAUCAUUAGAUCAGCUAUUCAAAAAGUUCCGUUAUGAACAGAAGUCGGUUGAAUUAUGGACUGAAUUAAAGAAUUGUUUAUUAACUUGUCAAGAGCCUCUCACUAAUCUUUUCAAAAAAACUUCGGAUGCUCUCUCCGAUCCUAGCGCUUUACCAGUGGAAACCCUUGCUAAAAUUUUGGAUAUGUUACAUUACAUUUGCCGUGUCUUCCAUUCUUUAUCUUUCCAAGAUAUACCUGAGUACUUCGAAGAUCAUUUGAAAGAAUGGGUUGAUCGCUUCCUAUUCUUAAUGCCUUUGAACUUCCCUGCUAUCACUUCUGCUGCAGGAGACCCAACAUCUUUAGAUAAAAUGAAGGCAGAAAUUUGUGAAAUUUUUACUUUGUAUGCCCAGAGGUAUGAAGAAGAAAUCAACCCCUUCAUGCCCUCAAUAAUUCAAUCAGUUUGGCAACUUGUUGUUCAAACCGGACCAGAAGUUAGAUAUGAUGGAAUGAUUUGCUCAUGCUUGAGUUUCUUAUCAAUCAUCUGCCAAAAGCAAUACUAUGAACAGUUCUUCACUGGGGAAGGAGUUCUUCAGACAAUAGCACAGGAUGUGUGUAUCAAGAAUUUAGUUCUCCGACCGGAAGACUUAGAGUUGUUCGAAGAUGAGCCUGUUGAUUUCAUGAAACGAGAUCUCGAAGGAACUGAUGUUGGUACUCGAAGAAGAGGUUCUAUUGAUUUAGUUCGAGCUUUAUGCAGACGAUUUGAAACAGCAUUGAUUCCCAUCUUAGGACAGAUCAUACCAUCUCUGUGCGCAGAUGGAACAUGGAUGAAGAUGGAUAUAGUUUACUGUUUGGUAACUGCGAUGGCUUCAAAAACGGAAACAGCUAAAGCGGGAGCAACAAGUACCAGUGAAUUGGUCAACGUACUGGACUAUUAUUCGAAUCAAGUACGCACUCAUUUAGCUGGAGAUGUAAACGAAACCCCAAUUUUAAGAAUGGAUGCUGUUAAAUUCGUAGUAACAUUCAGAAACCAAUUACCUUUAGAAGUUCUUGUCGAAGUUAUUCAAGCCGCAGAUAGAUUACUUCAAUCGACGAUACCCAUGUUACAUAAGUAUGCUGCUUAUGCGAUUGAAAAGGUUACGCUGGUUAAGAAUCCUCAAACGAAUGCUCCUUAUAUCACUGGUAAAGAAAUUCCAGUUGAAUCCUUACUAUCCAAUUUGGUUGGAGCUUUCGACAAAGAUCCGAAAUCUCAGAACUCUCCUUAUUUGAUCAGAGCAGUUCUACGUGUUGUCGCUCUUUUAGAUGAUAAUUCUUCUCGUCAUGCUGGAGCUAUUGCUACACAAUUAGCCAAUCUUGUUGAUGCCACCAUCAAGAAUCCUGCUGAUCCUGUUCACACUCAUUUCUUGUUCGAAACAAUGUGCGUCUUGAUCAGAAAGACUGCCAACCUUCCUGGUUUAAGUUUGGAUGAACAACUUAUGCCUUUGAUUGAAACUAUCAUGACCAAGGAUAUAGCCGAUUUAAUACCUUAUGCUUUGCAAAUCACAGGUGUUCUGCUUACUGCUGCGGUUUCCAACGGUUCUAGUUCGGACAAGUACAUUGCAUUCCUUACCUUCUUGCUGGAUCAGCAAUUGUGGGCUAGAUCGGCUAAUGUUCCAGCUGCUUUGUCAGUUGUAGAGGUUUACCUGAAACACGCACCAGAAAAAGUUUUAUCGGAGCAUUCAGUGAAAAUUUUGGGACACUUUGCUAGAUUAAUGGGAUCUAAAUCUUUGGAUAAUUACGGGUUCCAACUUGCAAAUGCCUUAUUGCCUUCUUUAGAGAUGAUCCAAGGAGUCGAUUCACCAAUCAAGUUGAUCCUGAACAACAUGUUCCAAAGAAUCCAAAAUAAUAAAACACCAAAGUUCCUUAAAAUGUUCAUUGUGUUCCUAGCAAGAUUCAUCAUUGUUCGUGGAGCAGACGAUUUGGCCAAGAGCAUGAACAGUAUUCAACCAAAUAUGCUACAUAUGGUUAUCCAGAAAGUAGUCAUCGCUGAACUACCAAGUAUGCAAAACAUGACCACUCAAACAGAUAAGCGUUUGAUCGCUAUUGGGUUUGCCCGUCUUCUUGGAGAACAGACUAAUAUCAUCUCAGAUUUGUUCGGUGAGCUCUCUAUGGGAGUUACCAAGUUGAUUGAAGCUUCCUCUGUUUCUGAGAGAGGAGUGCUUUCCCCAGAGGAAGAGCAAGCUGCUAUGUAUAAUGCUGAAGGAGAAUUCACUAAUCCAUACUGUAGAUUGAGUUAUGCUGCCAAAGCUGAACCUGUAGCUCCACAAAUUGCGAAUUACAAAGCUUUCCUUGCUGAAGCUAUUCUUCAACGUGGCCCAGCCAAUAACUCAACUGUCAUGAGCUGUAUUUCAGAAGAGCUUCGCCAACACUUGACCUCAUAUGUAACCUCUGCAAAUUAA
Molecule: messenger RNA, 3489 nt
Organism: Auanema sp. JU1783
Lineage: Eukaryota; Metazoa; Nematoda; Chromadorea; Rhabditida; Rhabditidae
Source: the annotation of a GenBank genome assembly